Molecule: messenger RNA, 1475 nt
Organism: Acomys russatus (golden spiny mouse)
Lineage: Eukaryota; Metazoa; Chordata; Mammalia; Rodentia; Muridae
Gene: Prmt6
Product: protein arginine methyltransferase 6
Exons: 2
Coding region: 34-1161 (375 amino acids)
Biological process (GO): peptidyl-arginine methylation
Molecular function (GO): protein-arginine N-methyltransferase activity
Source: RefSeq, a predicted model, not a curated record
AAGGCCUGCUGGGUGCCGGUUGCCGGGGCCAAGAUGUCGCUGGUCAAGAAAAGAAAGCUUGAGUCGGGGGGCGGCGGCGCAGAAGGGGAGGGAGCUGAGGAGGAAAAUGGCGGGGAGCCGGAGGCAGCCCCGCCACGACCCCGGAGGACUAAGCGCGAGCGAGACCAGCUGUACUACGCGUGCUACUCGGACGUCUCGGUCCACGAGGAGAUGAUCGCCGACCGCGUCCGCACCGACGCCUACCGCCUGGGCAUCCUGAGGAACUGGGCCGCGCUGCGAGGCAAGACCGUGCUGGACGUGGGCGCGGGCACCGGGAUUCUGAGCAUCUUCUGCGCCCAGGCCGGCGCGCGGCGGGUGUACGCUGUGGAGGCCAGCGCCAUCUGGCAACAGGCCCGGGAGGUGGUGCGGCUCAACGGCUUGGAGGACCGCGUGCAAGUCCUGCCGGGCCCGGUGGAGACGGUGGAGCUGCCGGAGCAGGUGGACGCCAUCGUAAGCGAAUGGAUGGGCUACGGACUUCUGCACGAGUCCAUGCUGAGCUCCGUGCUCCACGCGCGGACCAAGUGGCUGAAGGAGGGCGGUCUCCUCCUGCCGGCUUCCGCGGAGCUCUUCGUGGCCCCGAUUAGCGACCAGAUGCUGGAAUGGCGUCUGGGUUUCUGGAGCCAGGUGAAGCAGCACUACGGCGUGGAUAUGAGCUGCAUGGAAAGCUUUGCCACGCGUUGCCUCAUGGCUCACUCGGAGAUCGUGGUGCAGGGUCUGUCCGGCGAGGACGUGCUGGCCCGGCCGCAGCGCUUUGCCCAGCUCGAGCUGGCCCGCGCUGGCCUGGAACAGGAGCUGGAGACCGGCGUAGGCGGGCGCUUCCGCUGCAGCUGCUACGGCUCUGCGCCUCUGCACGGUUUUGCCAUCUGGUUUCAGGUGACCUUUCCUGGAGGGGACUCGGAGAAACCCCUGGUGCUGUCCACCUCGCCUUUCCACCCAGCCACGCACUGGAAGCAGGCGCUCCUCUAUUUGGAUGAGCCAGUACCGGUGGAACAAGAUACGGACAUUUCGGGAGAGAUCACCCUGCUGCCCUCCCUGGACAACCCCCGGCGUCUGCGCGUACUUCUGCGUUACAAAGUGGGGGACCAUGAGGAAAAGACCAAAGACUUUGCCAUGGAGGACUGAGCGUUGCCUUUUCUCCCAUCCACCUUCUUCGGAAGGUCAGAAGAGAAAGGGAGAUCUAUGCAAGUAGGGGACACAUCUGUCUCUUUUACCUCACCCUUUCUGGAGAAGGCAGUGACUUCAGUCUUCACUCUAGGACAUUCUUCUGUCAAUGUUUAUUUAAAAAGCACUGUGACAGUAUCAACAUGGCUGUACAUGAAGAGCCAUGUAUGCCACUGAGAAUGAAAGGUUCCCAAGGAGCACCGUGGCCAUUGGGGAUGAAGACAUCUGGGAGGGAUGGAAGCCUGCGGUGUGUGCACACCCGGGCACUAUCUGAU